Molecule: messenger RNA, 2488 nt
Organism: Doryrhamphus excisus (bluestripe pipefish)
Lineage: Eukaryota; Metazoa; Chordata; Actinopteri; Syngnathiformes; Syngnathidae
Source: RefSeq, a predicted model, not a curated record
UGAUGGAAGGACUUUGAACAUUUCAUGUACAAACGACUGCUUCACUGAUGUGAACUGGCUUCGUACGAAGUGUGUGUGGGGGGGUAUAUUAGCAGUCGCUCCUUUAGCAUGGUUUACGGUAGGUGCUGCUUGACGCGACUGUACCAUUACGAGACAAUAGAGGUGCCCUGACAUGAAAUUGAAUGAAUGAGCGGCAGCUCCUGCGUGUCGCUGACAUUUAUCUGUACGUCUCGCCGGUGCAGUGAUGAUAACAUUUCUAGAGGCUUUUAGCAGCUAAAACUAGCUUUAGUUUUAUUUCAAACGAAUCCGGUUAAGUAGCCGGUGCCUCUAUCGGCCAGCGAGCUAGCAAGCUAACAAGGGAGGCUCCUGCUAGAGCGCCGCUACCCGGAUUGGUUGGACAUCAUCCACAGAUGCUAUGGAGUUUCCCUUUGAUAUUAACCACUUAUUUUCCGAGAGGGUAACCAUCUUGGACCAGACCCUUGGUGCAGGUCGCGUAUCUCCAAAAAGGCCAAAUCUUCAGUCUCACAUCGUUACUGUCAUUGAUGAACUUGGGAUAGCCUCAGCAAAGGCCCAGAGGCUAACAACACCUGUAACAAGCGCCAAUAAGUUGCAGUCUCAGCAGCAUCAAGUCUACCUGAUGAAGGAUGGAGAAAGCAACGGAGGGCGUGGUGUCAUUGUGGGAUUUCUCAAGGUCGGAUACAAGAAGUUGUUUCUGCUGGAUCAACAAGGUGUACACAUAGAAGCCGAGCCACUGUGCGUUCUGGAUUUCUUUGUUGCUCACAACUUGCAAAGACAUGGCUAUGGACUGGAGCUGUUCAAUUUCAUGUUGCAGGACAAGAAUUUAGAACCGGUGCUGAUGGCAUAUGAUAGACCCUCGCCCAAAUUGUUGUCUUUCCUGGCCAAGCAUUACUGCCUGACACAAAGUGUUCCCCAGGUCAAUCACUUUGUUGUGUUUGAUGGCUUUUUCCUCAACAAAUCAGUGGGCCAGUUGAGAAAGGUUCCCCUAAGAAAGCCGGACGGGGAGAUCAAACCCUACUCUCUAAUGGAGAGAGAAGCCGUACGUCAGGAGCAGAGGACUCCUCCGUGGCCAUUUGCCCCCCAUUCUCCCCAGCGGUCGGGAUUCUCCCAGUACUCCCUCAGUGUGGGAUCCUCCCCCUCAAGGGUGCCGCCUCAAUCCGCCACAGUGCCUGCCCCCGGGGUCCACGGGGACCGGAACCCGCACUUUCCUCUGGAACGCUUCCGAGCAAGAAGCAACAGGGUUAGUGACGUGGCAGUGGAGGACAGCCAACAAGUAGGCAGCACCGAGCGAGUUCCGCCACCGUAUGUGAACGGAUUGUGGAUGCUGGGGCUCAGGCAGUGGCUCCCCCAGAGCCAAGAGUGUCACGCUGCAAGAGGUCGCCUGUACAGUCGCUACACGGACACCAAGUCUUUGCCAGUGCUGGAAAAGCCUCUGUCAGGUCUGAGAUCGGGACAUGCGGAAGCACACAAGGUUUCCAGUAUUCCCGGACCACAAAGCAGGCUAGUCCCACACCCGCCUCCAUCCACGACCUUCAUCCCAACAUCCCUAUGCAGCAACGCAGGGCUCCCGCAGGAAGAAGCACCCGGCCAGGUGCUUGGUCUUGAAAAGGAGUCGGAGGCAGCAGAGGGCGCUGCGGGACACACAAGCAGUAGUGGCUGGUCUUGGACCGGGGGAAACGGCUGCUUCUCCGCCCAGCAGGUGAAGCAGUUCCACUUGAACAGGAGCACCUGUCCCUGGUGAUGGCCGUGCUGGGGCGCUUGGCUUCCACCGUAGCCGCCAAAAUGUCAGCCACGGCUGUGAGUCAAGUGUUGUAGGCUUUUGCCUUUAUUGCCAUUCAAUGGUUCUGUGGUAAGUCAAUUUCUAAAUGUCUGUCAUUAUUAAAGCCCUCCAGGCAUGACGUAACACCCCUACAGUCACCUUUACACUCCUAUCACCUGAUACAAAAAUAUAAAGACUGAAACAAUGCUUGUGUGUGUCGCUGCACAUGUUCCGGUACUGAUACCAGGGCAGCUUAUUGAGGGCCAGGCAGGAAGUGAUGUCAGGGGUUGAGAGUUGAGCUUCACCUAGGCUUAAGGGUACAACAGUAGCCCGUAUUUGUCUUAGGGCUUUUUAUUGGAGUUGAUUGUGCCUGUUUGGAGGUCAUUCUAACCCCCUGUCACAAAAGCUUCAGCUCUGGUGCUUGUGUGUCUCACUCAACAUUACAGUAUCAUUACUGACACCUAGUGACCAGUGUAGAAUACUAUGUACAUCACAAUGAAACAAGACGUUGAAUGUCUAUAUUGGUAUUGCUUUUUUACUUCACAUUUUUAUACUUGAAAAUUCUUAAUUUGGACCAAAAAUACUUAAUUAUAUUGUGGUUAAUUGGUUCCAGGUGUGAGUGCAAUAAUAGAAAUUAAGAAGUUAUGGCAUAGAAAUCAUGUUUCCAAUCUUCCAAGUAUUAGUAUGUAGUAUUUUGAUAUCGUUAUAGAC